AUGUCUCAGUUAGUGUCAACUUUCUUUUUCUUUCUAUUCCUUUUGCUAUCUGUUUUAGUCAUUCCAGUUACUGAGAGCAAGGAGCCUGUUGCUACUCUUUCAUUUAGUCUCUCCAGACCUGCAAACUGCAUUGGUGUGACUAGUGUCUUUAUUAACAUAUGGAUUGAAUCCAGUAGUGGCUAUUCAUUGUGUUCAAGAAUUAAUGUGGGUACCUUGACCCAGUCUAGGUCUAAUCAUUCAUUUUCUAUCUGCCAACCUGAUGAUGUUAUAUUUCACUUUUCACGUGAAAACUUACAGUUGGGAUCCAAUUGUGGUCUAAUUAUUAUUUCUGAUGUAGUAGUAUCAGUCAAAGUUUCCAACUCUACAUAUGCUGUACCAGUAAAACGGUGCUCUGAAUCGCCAUUGUCAUUGUCUAGUCCUAUUAUUAGGAUCAACAAGUCUGUUUCUGUAUUGAACUCUAUGUGUAGUUGCAAUAAAUUCAUGAUAAUGGAUCAACGACCAUCUUUAGUUAUUCCUAAUGAUCUGCAUCGAUGUUUUGAUGAUCAAAGGAGUUGUCCUGAAGACUAUUCAAUCCCUACUCCACCUCUCUUACAAUGCUUACCUGGUAAAAGUUUGAUUACUGGUACUUGCAACAAAGGACUGUUUAAUGAAACAAGCUCUUGCAGUCAGUGUGGUCAACUUAAUGAGCCUGUAUGCAACUAUGAUACACAGUUUAGUGGCAUUAUCUCAAUGAUCAAUCAAUCAGCCAAUGGUGCUCUCCAGAACCUCUCUAAACAACUGAAUCAGUUUACACCAGAGCAAAGUAUUGUAUUGUUUGACACUAUAAUCAGUAGAGGAAUAAAUACCAGUGUGGUUAACGCUACUGAGAUGGUGUUAAGAACUGCUGAACUCAUAGUGAACAAACUGCCUAUAAAUGAGGCAGUGACAGUCAAGCAUUCAGUUGCCACUCAAUUCCUUUUAUCAUUGGAUACCUUUGCUCUUAAAGUAGCUCAAAGCACUUCUUUUGGUUAUGGAAAUACUUUUCUCAAUGUGACUCGGAAUGAAUCUUUUUCUGGUGAAAGGCUAACAGUAUUGAAUUACAAUGGCAACAGUUUAAGCUUACCAGCCAAGAUACUUAAUAACUCUCUACCAGCAACAGUAGCAUCUUUUGUAUACAGUAACUUAUCAUCAAUCCUUUCACCUUCUGAUGGCCGAAAGCUUAUAUCACCAGUCAUAUCUGCUGCUGUUAAUUGUAUUGGUACUUGUAUUACCAGUGAACUGACUGAGCCAGUGGUUAUAUCAUUCACUUUAUUAAGACAUACUCAACCAAUAUUGUCUUCAGCUAUUUCCUGUGUUUUUUGGAACAUUUCACGCUCAAAUGAUUUAUUGCCUAGUGGCUUCUGGGACACUGAAGGAUGUAAUGCAUCAUCAGUGGAUCAACAGAGUGUAACUUGUCAGUGUAAUCAUUUUGCACAUUUUGCCAUUUUACCAGUCAAUCAAUCAACCAUUGGUGCCCUCCAGAACCUUUUUGAAGAACUGGAUCAGUUUACACCAGAGCAAAGUAUUACAUUGCUUGACAAUAUAAUCAAUGAAGUAAUAAAUAUCACUGUGGAUGUUACUGAGAUGGUAUUAAAAACUGCUGAACUCAUAGUGAACAAACUGACUGUAAAUGAGACAAGGACAGUCACUCAAUUCCUUUUAUCAUUGGAUACCUUUGCUCUUAAAGUAGCUCAAAGCACUUCUUUUGGUUAUGGAAAUACUUUUUCUAAUGUGACACAGAUUGAAUCUUUUUCUGGUGAAAGGCUAACAGUAUUGAACUACAAUGGCAACAGUUUAAGCUUACCAGCUAUGAUAUUUAAUAACUCUCUACCAGCAACAGUAGCAUCUUUUGUAUACAGUGGUAAUAAGUUAUUAUCAAUCCUUUCACCUACUGAGCCUGAUAACCGAAAGCUUAUAUCACCAGUUGUAUCUGCUACUGUUGAAUGUAAUAGUACAUGUAUUACCAGUGAACUGACAGAGCCAGUGGUCAUAACAUUUGCUUUAUUAAGACAUGCUCAACUGAUAUCGUUUUCAACUAUUUCCUGUGUUUUUUGGAACACUACACUUGGCUUCUGGGACAAUGAAGGAUGUAAUGCAUCAUCAGUGGAUCAACAGAGUGUAACUUGUCACUGUAAUCAUUUAACACAUUUUGCCAUUUUACCAGUCAAUCGAUCACCGAUUGGUGCCCUCCAGAGCCUUUUUGAAGAACUGGAUCGGUUAACACCAGAACAAAGUAUUACAUUGCUUGACAAUAUAAUCAAUAGAGUAAUAAAUAUCACUGUGGAUGUUACUGAGAUGGUGUUAAGAACUGCUGAACUCAUAAUAAACGAACUGCCUACAAAUGAACUAGUAACAGUCAAGCUCUCAGUUGUCACUCAAUUCCUUGUAUCAUUGGAUACCUUUGCUCUUAAUGUAGCAGAAAGUACAAUAUUACCUCAAAGCACAAAUUUAACUCAAAGCACUCCUUUGAAUUUUGGAAAUAUUUUUCUCAAUGUGACACGGAUUGAAUCUUUUUCUGGUGAAAGGCUAACAGUAUUGAACUACAAUGGCAACAGUUUAAGUUUACCAGCUAUGAUAUUCAUUGACUCUCUACCAGCAACAGUAGCAUCUUUUGUAUACAGUGGCAAUAGCUUAUUAUCAAUCCUUUCACCUACUGAGCCUGAUAACCGAGAGCUUAUAUCACCAGUCAUAUCUGCUACUGUUGAAUGUAAUGGUACAUGUAUUACCGAUGAGCUGACAGAGCCAGUAAUCAUAUCAUUCAAUCUAUCAGGAUAUACUGAACAGACACUGUCUUCAAUGUCCAGCCCAAAUAUUUCCUGUGUUUUUUGGAACAUUGCACUUUCAAAUGAUUCGUUGCCUAGUGGCUUCUGGGACAAUGAAGGAUGUAAUGUAGCAUCAGUGGAUCAACAGAGUGUAACUUGUCACUGUAAUCAUUUUGCACAUUUUGCCAUUUUACCAGUCAAUCAAUCACCAAUUGAUGCCCUCCAGAACCUUUUUGAAGAACUGGAUCAGUUUACACCAGAACAAAGUAUUACAUUGCUUGGCAAUAUAAUCAAUGAAGUAAUAAAUAUCACUGUGGAUGUUACUCAGAUGGUAUUAAAAACUGCUGAACUCAUAGUGAACAAACUGCCUGUAAAUGAGACAGGGACAGUCACUCAACUCCUUGUAUCAUUGGAGGCCUUUGCUCUUAAAGUAGCUCAAAGCACUCCUUUUGAUUAUGGAAAUACUUUUUCUAAUGUGACACAGAUUGAAUCUUUUUCUGGUGAAAGGCUAACAGUAUUGGACUACAAUGGCAACAGUUUAAGCUUACCAGCUAAAAUAUUUAAUAACUCUCUACCAGCAACAGUAGCAUCUUUUGUGUACAGAGGCAAUAACUUAUUAUCAAUCCUUUCACCUACUGAGCCUGAUAGCCGAAAGCUUAUAUCACCAGUCAUAUCUGCUACUGUUGAAUGUAAUGGUACAUGUAUUACCAGUGAACUGACAGAGCCAGUGGUCAUAUCAUUCGCUUUAUUAAGACAUACUCUACCAAUAUUGUCUUCAACUAUUUCCUGUGUUUUUUGGAACAUUACACGCUCAAAUGAUUUGUUGCCUAGUGGCUUCUGGGACACUGAAGGAUGUAAUGUAGCAUCAGUGAAUCAACAGAGUGUAACUUGUCACUGUGAUCAUUUAACACAUUUUGCCAUUUUACCAGUCAAUCAAUCACCGAUUGGUGCCCUCCAGAGCCUUUUUGAAGAACUGGAUCAGUUUACACCAGUGCAAAGUAUUGAAUUGCUUGACAUUAUAAUCAAUAGAGUAAUAAAUAUCACUGUGGAUGUUACUGAGAUGGUGUUAAGAACUGCUGAACUCAUAAUAAACGAACUGCCUACAAAUGAGCUAGUAACAGUCAAGCUCUCUGUUGUCACUCAAUUCCUUGUAUCAUUGGAUACCUUUGCUCUUAAUUUAGCUCAAAGCACAAAUUUAACCCAAAGCACAAAUUUAGCUCAAAGCACUUCUUUGGAUUUUGGAAAUAUUUUUUUUAAUGUGACUUGGAUUGAAUCUUUUUCUGGUGAAAGGCUAACAGUAUUGAACUACAAUGGCAACAGUUUAAGCUUACCAGCUAUGAUAUUCAUUGAUUCUCUACCAGCAACAGUAGCAUCUUUUGUUUACAGUGGCAGUAACUUAUUAUUAAUCCUUUCACCUACUGAGCCUGAUAACCGAGAGCUUAUAUCACCAGUCAUAUCUGCUACUGUUGAAUGUAAUGGUACAUGUAUUACCGAUGAGCUGACAGAGCCAGUAAUCAUAUCAUUCAAUCUAUCAGGAUAUACUGAACAGACACUGUCUCCAAUGUCCAGCCCAAAUAUUUCCUGUGUUUUUUGGAACAUUGCACUUUCAAAUGAUUCAUUACCUAGUGGCUUCUGGGAUGAUGAAGGAUGUAAUGCAUCAUUAGUGGAUGAACAGAGUGUAACUUGUCAGUGUAAUCAUUUGACACAUUUUGCCAUUUUACUUAGUCCUGCAUCACCACCAGCAGAAUCAUUUCACCCAAAAAUAUGGACUCUUGCUGGUCAGAUAUUAGCUCCUUUUUCAUUAGUGUGUCUCCUUAUGGUCAUAUUGACCUAUUCUUGUUUACGGUCCUUGCGGAAUAUGAGAAACUAUAUACACAUUAUGCUCUGCUCCAAUCUGUUUAUUUCUAAACUGAUAUUUUUAAUUGGUAUUCAACAAACCGCCAAUCCAGUUAGUUUCAUUAUUGUCACAAUGUAA
Molecule: messenger RNA, 4755 nt
Organism: Amphimedon queenslandica
Lineage: Eukaryota; Metazoa; Porifera; Demospongiae; Haplosclerida; Niphatidae
Exons: 34
Coding region: 1-4755 (1584 amino acids)
Biological process (GO): adenylate cyclase-activating G protein-coupled receptor signaling pathway
Cellular component (GO): plasma membrane
Molecular function (GO): G protein-coupled receptor activity
Source: RefSeq, a predicted model, not a curated record